UAGUGAAUGACGAGCGCAGGUCUUCCAAACAGGAUAAUCUGCUAAGAUAUAUCCUGGGGAAUUGUAUUUGCUGUUCAACAUUAUUUCUGUUUUCAGCGCUUGCGUUUUUUUUUUUUGACUUGUGCAAAAUCUAAGGUCUACCACGGCACCAUGGCUGCUCAGAAAAUAAACGAAGCUCACGAACAUAUCGCCAAAGCAGAGAAAUGUUUAAAGACAAGUUUAACAAAGUGGAAACCGGACUAUGAUAGCGCUGCAUCAGAAUACGCAAAAGCGGCUGUGGCUUUUAAAAACGCCAAACAGUUUGAGCAGGCAAAGGAUGCGUACCUGAAGGAAGCCGAAUACCACACUGAAAACAAAGCUCUAUUCCAUGCUGCAAAAGCGCUUGAGCAAGCAGGUAUGAUGCUGAAGGACAUGAAGAAGAUGAAUGAAGCCAUUCAGUACAUUGAGAAAGCCAGCAUGAUGUACGUGGAGAACGGCACCCCAGACACAGCCGCAAUGGCGCUGGACCGGGCUGGAAAGCUUAUAGAGCCCAUGAAUGUAGAGAAGGCUGUGGAUCUCUACCAGAAGGCCGCUUCAGUGUUUGAGAACGAGGACCGUCUACGGCAGGCAGCUGAGCUCCUGGGCAAGGCCUCAAGACUGCUGGUCAGGCUGCGGAGGCUGGAUGAGGCAGCAGCAUCCAUUCAGAAAGAAAAGAACAUGUACAAAGAGAUAGAGAACUACCCCACCUGCUUUAAGAAAACCAUUGCACAGGUGCUGGUCCACCUUCACAGAAGCGACUUUGUUGCAGCUGACAAAUGUGUCCGAGAAAGUUACAGCAUCCCAGGAUUUAGUGGGAGUGAAGACUGCAUUGCUCUAGAGCAGCUGCUGCAGGGGUAUGAUGAACAAGAUGAGGACCAAGUGUACCGUGUCUGUAACUCGCCUCUUCUCAAAUACAUGGACAAUGACUAUGCUAAGUUAGCGGUGACCCUCAAAGUCCCUGGAGGAGGAAAGAAGAAGAAAUCCCCCACCGCCCCUCAAGGGGGCAGUGGAGGGGCACAGCCAGCCGAAGAGGAUGAUGACUACGAGGGGGGGCUGUGUUAGCCCCUUGCACCCCAGACCCCCUCCUUUCUCUGUGCAUUUCCUUGGUGAGGCGCGGGUUCAUAUCAGGUCGGCUCUCCUCUCAUUCAGGGGUCCUUUGGGUCCUUAACGUCCCCUGUCCCAACAAAAAUCUGUCCUAAGCAACUACGAGGCUCUGUGAUAGAAGCAUAACCAAGCAUUAUUUUCAUGUAGUUGUGCUUUCAAAGGUCUCACCCUCUGUGGAAUAUGGUAUUCCAUAUCUGCACUUCCUCUUCAGUUCUGGCUGUUUUCUCUAAUAAAAUAAAGUUAUCAAAAAUGGUAAAAUGUAUUCUGUAAGGUAGACCCAGUGUUGUGUAUAUAUAUAUAAAAAAUAACUUCACUCGGCAAACAUGAGUCGAAGCUUCUAUAUAAUACCUUUCCUGCCUGUGUAAAAAUGUUAAAAAGUUAUUUAAGGAAUUUGAUGAUGUAUAUGUAAAAGCUUAGUUCAUAUGUACACACUAUAUUUAAUAGAAGACAGUUUUGGAUGCAGGAUACCUUACUAUGGAGUGCAGUGUGGUUCAUGAAGGCGUCUGUAAUGUAUUAGGCAUUUAAGUAUUGUUAUUUAUUUUAGUAGUGGUGAUCAGUCUUGUUUCUAAGUGUGUCAGAGAGAAGAGUAUAUAGAUUUACGUAAUAUAUUGGAGUAAUUUAUUGACAGUAUUAUCAGUGGAGUUUGAGGAGGACCAAAACGUAAACAUACUGCCGGAGUAGUAAUGGCAUGAAUAACACACCGGUGUACGUACAAUAAAAGUAACAAGGUGGCAUAAUGUGGUCAUUGUCCUGGAAGCUGCAUGGAUGAAUGAGGUCGAUACCCCGUUAAGGAGAGAUGGUUACACAUACAUGUGUGUAGCAGGUCCACAGAAGAAUCCCUUUAAUCACGUGUAGGCAGCCUCAAUUCAUCUUACUCACAACGGUGUCAGGUGCAGUGGUAUUAAAACUGUGGGGCAUUGUGGGGGUGGAGUGGUUAACACUACAAAUAACAUCAAAGAAUAAAAGGGAUGAAAAAUCAUGUCUCAAAACACUAAAUUCAUUCACAUAGCUCACCCCUACACAAUGCAACUACUGUGAUGACGGCAAGAUUCUCCUGCACUCAACCAGCUAAACUAGCACGCAGAAAAAUGCCAUGCCUGUAUAUCAGCCUGUUUGAGUAUGGGAUUUACUUCCAAAGUGUUGAGUGUGGAAGUGAUAACCAAAGCUGCUAAUCUGUGUUUAAUUCUCUGUGUUUUCUUUAAAAUGAGGGCUGAUAUUUAAGUAAGCUGCAGCUGUUGCUCUGGUUCACACCCAUUUGCAGUAACUGCAGUGUUAAGGGAUUUGAAUGCCCAGCAAAACAGACAGUCUGACAGGCCAGAGAAGGGAAUACACUCAGAUACUGGAACCAAGAUAUCAGAUAUCAAAAAAAUAUUUUUAAUCCUUCCCUCUCACCAAACACAGCAUCUCACCAGCAGGGGUUUCUGUUUACUGUUUGAAAUACAAAUUUUUAUGUUUUUAUUUUAUCACUAUCCACAGUAGCUGGUAUGUUGCGGUUUGCCACCAUAUGAAGAGCUGUUUUCUGGCUUAAGUAUUUUAUUUCUGUUGAUUUGUACCAGCCCACAGUUGUGGUGUAUAACACUUGAAAUUCCAUAUUUUUUUACUGCUUUAUUUUCAUUGUAUGAGAAUGAAUACAAGCUAUUGUAUUUAGCGGUCAUGUCUACUUGAUUAAUAUGUGGAAGAAUUUCGAAAAUAACCCUUGGCUUGACUGUGGUCUUCUCCUUCAGAGCUAGCCAGCAACAUCCCUUUAGUGAAAGCACAGCAAUAAGGUUUUUCUGUUGUGUUACGUGUACAUAUUUAAUUUUGUUUUUCUGUUUAUGGUUUAGUUAACUGUAAAUUUCCAUGAUAUGGUUGUACAUUCUGUCAGGUUGUACAUGUGAUUAUCAUAAUUGUAUACUGCUUAAUAUCCUGUUUGUGAAAGUAAUAUAAGCUCUUCCUACAUCAGCUAUGUGGGUUAUGGCCAUUUGGAUGAUGCCUGUCACUGUCACUCUUGCCCAGUGAGAAUAUAGCACAGCCAAACACUGCUGUAAUGUGAUGUCUUUAGUGAUUUUUUUGUUAAGUAUUCCCGAAUGCUCCUGUGACUUUGUUUAUCCCAUGAAAUGUGAUCUGUGCAAUUAAAAGAUUUAUUGUUACCACACUCUAAAAUAAAAUAAAACAG
Megalops cyprinoides (Indo-Pacific tarpon) is the source of this 3277-nucleotide messenger RNA. RefSeq names its product gamma-soluble NSF attachment protein-like. The transcript is spliced from 12 exons. Bases 151 to 1080 code for a protein of 309 amino acids. NCBI's taxonomy places the organism in Eukaryota, Metazoa, Chordata, Actinopteri, Elopiformes, Megalopidae. Gene Ontology annotation, molecular function: soluble NSF attachment protein activity; syntaxin binding. Gene Ontology annotation, biological process: intracellular protein transport. Gene Ontology annotation, cellular component: SNARE complex; vacuolar membrane. The record is from RefSeq and is a predicted model, not a curated record.